Phacochoerus africanus (Common warthog) is the source of this 1587-nucleotide messenger RNA. Its product is annotated as UDP-glucuronosyltransferase 2A1. The transcript has 6 exons. Lineage: Eukaryota; Metazoa; Chordata; Mammalia; Artiodactyla; Suidae. The record is from RefSeq and is a predicted model, not a curated record. Bases 1 to 1587 code for a protein of 528 amino acids. Gene Ontology annotation, molecular function: UDP-glycosyltransferase activity.
AUGUUGAACAAGAACACUGUACUGUGGUCUCUUCAGAUAUGCCUCCUAGGAACCACUCUUGGUGGGAAUGUUCUGAUCUGGCCAAUGGAAGGGAGUCAUUGGCUAAAUAUUAAGAUAAUUAUAGAUGAACUGAUUAAAAAAGAGCAUAAUGUGACUGUCCUAGUUGCUUCUGGUGCACUUUUCAUCACGCCGACCUCUAACCCAUCUCUCAAGUUCGAAAUAUAUCAGGUGCCCUUUGGCAAAGAAAGAAUAGAAGGAGUGAUCAAGAACUUUGUUUUGACGUGGAUGGAAAAUAGACCAUCUCCUUUAACCAUUUGGAGAUUCUAUCAAGAGAUGGCCAAAGUUAUCAAGGACUUCCACAUGAUGUCUAGAGAAAUCUGUGAUGGUGUUCUCAAAAACCAAAAGCUAAUGGAAAAGCUGAAGAGAAACAAAUUUGAGGUCUUGCUAUCAGAUCCAGUAUUUCCUUGUGGUGAUAUAGUAGCUUUGAAACUGGGAAUUCCAUUUAUCUACUCUUUGAGGUUUUCUCCAGCUUCGACAGUGGAAAAGCACUGUGGGAAGGUACCAUACCCUCCUUCCUAUGUUCCUGCUAUUUUAUCAGAACUCACUGACCAGAUGUCUUUCACUGACAGAAUAAGAAAUUUCAUUUCCUACCAUCUACAGGACUACAUGUUUAAUACUCUUUGGAAAUCAUGGGAUUCUUACUACAGUAAAGAAUUGGGAAGACCCACGACCUUAUGUGAGACUAUGGGGAAAGCAGAAAUUUGGUUAAUCAGGACAUAUUGGGAUUUUGAAUUUCCUCGUCCAUACUUGCCUAAUUUUGAGUUUGUAGGAGGAUUGCACUGCAAACCAGCCAAACCAUUACCUAAGGAAAUGGAAGAAUUUGUCCAAAGUUCAGGUGAAGAUGGUAUCGUGGUAUUUACUCUGGGGUCGAUGGUCAAAAACCUCACAGAAGCUAGAGCUGAUCUCAUUGCCUCAGCCCUUGCCCAGAUUCCACAGAAGGUUUUAUGGAGGUACUCAGGAAAGAGACCGACCACACUGGGGGCCAAUACUCGGCUCUAUGACUGGAUUCCACAGAAUGACCUUCUCGGUCACCCCAAAGCAAAAGCUUUUAUCACUCAUGGUGGAACCAAUGGGAUCUACGAAGCUAUUUAUCAUGGGGUGCCGAUGGUGGGAGUGCCCAUGUUCGCUGAUCAGCCUGACAACAUCGCUCACAUGAAGGCCAAGGGGGCUGCUGUGGAGGUGAACAUAAACACAAUGACAAGCGAAGAUUUGCUCAAUGCCUUGAAGACAGUCAUCAAUGAACCUUCUUACAAAGAGAAUGCUAUGAGGUUAUCAAGGAUUCACCAUGAUCAGCCUGUAAAGCCCCUGGACCGAGCAAUCUUCUGGAUCGAGUUUGUCAUGCGUCACAAAGGAGCCAAGCACCUGCGGCCAGCAGCCCACGACCUCACUUGGUACCAGUACCACUCUCUGGAUGUGAUUGGAUUCCUGCUGGCCUGUGUGGCAACUGUUAUAUUCUUGGUUACAACGUGUUGUUUGUUUUCUUAUCGAAAAUUUGGUAAAACAGGAAAGAAGAAAAAAAGGGAGUAG